CGACCACAGCAGGGGGCAGAGAGUUCCAGUCGUUCAGUACUCAUUAAGCAGCAUACAUAUGAAUAUCGGAUGGGGUGAUCGCCAAGCAUCAUUUCAUUAGAUGGAAGGAAGCUGAAAUGGCUGGAAGCAGAACAGACAGAAUUUACCGUUCCAUCCUUCUUACAAAGUUCUUCACAAAAGGAUGGGGCAAGCCAGAGAGCCUCAAGAGGCUCUUCCAGUUCCGCAAGGUCAUGAGUGACCGAGAGAAGUGCAUGCAGCUGGUGGAUCGGGAUCAUCCUGUGACGAUAACAAAGGAGCUGCGCUAUCAGGAGUACACGCUACUGGAGGGCCAGUUCCAGUCGCCGUUCAGCCGCCACUGCCCCGACCUGCUGCCGGAGGUGGCUGAACCGGCAUACUUCCAGGCGGUGCUGCCCAACCAGUGGCCGACCCGACUGCGACCCACCGUCUUACAUCUGGCCGGCACCGGUGACCAUUUUUUCUGGAAGAGGCGGAGUUUGUUGGCGCGGCCUUUGCUCAGGGAUGGCAUUGGCUCCAUAAUCCUGGAAAACCCGUAUUAUGGCCUCCGGAAGCCGGCUGAGCAAGUCCGUUCGUGCCUGCGCAGCGUCUCCGACCUGUUUGUGAUGGGUGGUUGUCUGAUGCUCGAGUCGAUGGCGCUGCUCCACUGGGCAGAGCGCAGCGGUCUCGGACCACUCGGCAUCACAGGCAUCUCUAUGGGCGGACACAUGGCGUCCUUGGCGGCCUCCGUGUGGCACAAGCCGAUACCGUUGGUCCCGUGUCUCUCCUGGACCUCAGCGUCGGCCGUCUUCACCAGCGGAGUGUUGAGUAACGCCAUCAACUGGGAGCUGCUGGAGCGGCAAUACGUCUCCGACACCGUCUACCGCAACGAACUGCUCAAGAUGAUUCAGGAGAUCGGCUGC
Messenger RNA from Amphibalanus amphitrite, 917 nucleotides. RefSeq names its product protein ABHD18-like. The transcript has 7 exons. The record is from RefSeq and is a predicted model, not a curated record. NCBI's taxonomy places the organism in Eukaryota, Metazoa, Arthropoda, Thecostraca, Balanomorpha, Balanidae. The annotation marks the transcript as partial.